AUGCCGGGUUCACACAAUGAUAUAAAUGUGUUGGAUCAUUCCUCGGUAUUCAACGGUAUCGUCAAUGACCAAUUACCUCCGGUUAAUUAUGUAGUGAAUGGACAUCACUAUAGAAUGGGGUAUUACUUGUCUGAUGGUAUAUACCCUAAGUGGAUAACUUUGAUGCAGACCAUCCCGCACCCAACCACUACAAAAGAUAAAUUAUUUGCUCAGCGACAAAAGGCAGCAAGGAAAGAUGUGGAACGGGCUUUUGGGGUAUUACAGAUCAAAUGGGCAAUAACGCAAGGACCAGUGUGUUACUGGGAGAAAUAUGACUUGCGCCUCAUAAUGAAAACAUGCAUCAUCCUUCACAAUAUGAUCAUUGAAGAAUAA
This is a messenger RNA of Cornus florida, 372 nucleotides long. RefSeq lists its product as uncharacterized. The transcript has a single exon. Lineage: Eukaryota; Viridiplantae; Streptophyta; Magnoliopsida; Cornales; Cornaceae. The record is from RefSeq and is a predicted model, not a curated record. The coding region runs from base 1 to 372 and encodes 123 amino acids.